Molecule: messenger RNA, 2643 nt
Organism: Strongylocentrotus purpuratus (purple sea urchin)
Lineage: Eukaryota; Metazoa; Echinodermata; Echinoidea; Camarodonta; Strongylocentrotidae
Exons: 9
Coding region: 244-1827 (527 amino acids)
Cellular component (GO): membrane
Source: RefSeq, a predicted model, not a curated record
UUAGUCAAUUUGGUUUUACGACAGUAAAUAAAUCAAAAGUAUUUAUAACAAGACGUAACUUUUAACUUGCUACUGAAUCACAUGUUGAAUGCUGAGGAAAUCACUUUCUGUGCAGCUACUGCGUUGAUAAAAACACAUUCAUACCUGCUCUGUAUCUUGGAAAUUAGGCCAAUGCAUUAUCAAAAGUGAUUUUCGGUACCAGUACAGUGUUUUAUAUAGUAUUCAAAAGACAUAGGAAGCACCAUGAAGGCAUCUUAUUUCAUCCUUGUGGUGUUUCUGAAAUUAUGUUUCUUGUUCUCUUCAGAUGGCUACAUCUUAUCAUCCUUUCACUUGGUUGACGGUAACUCCCCAAACGAGGGCCGUGUUGAAGUCACACUAAGAGAUGAUGAUGGGUACAAUCUGACAGGCAUUGUGGUAUCUGAUGAUAAAUGGACAAGAGAUGCGGCAAAAUGGGUUUGCGAGGAGCUAGGCUACCUCAACGCAGCAUUUGUCCCGGAUGAUAAUAGAUUCGGAAGAGGCUUGCAGUCAGGGAUUUUUAGUAUUGACAAGAUUUUUAGUAUUGACAACCGGACGUUAGUUGAACCUGAAUGCAACUCAAACAAAUCAGACAAUUGCAGCGAGAUCGGAGCAGCCGGUGUAAUAUGUCAGAAACCUGGAUAUUUAGGAUGCUAUCAAAUUCGUCCUGUGGUGUUCUCACAGAUCAAUAUAACAGAGACGAGCGAAGUAGGGAACAACGACAAAUGUCUGGAGUUUUGUAGGAACAAGGAGGAUAUUACAAUUAUCGAGUUUCUCUUUGGUAGGAACCUGCCAGCCCUAUAUACUGCACAAAGUGGAGAUACCUGUUAUUGUUUGAAUAAUAUUUCCGAGUCAUUUCAAAAGCGCGUGUGUAACACUAGAUGCAGUGGAGAUCCAGAGCAAUUUUGUGGACGAAAACAACCAGAUUCCUAUAUUGUCUUUAAUGCUUCUACAGGAUACUGCCCCGAGAUCUCCGGCGUCAAUUUGAACGUGUCUGGAAGGAACCGAUUUGGUGACAUAGUGAGGGCGAACUGUAGUGGUGGAUCACAACUGAUGGGCGAUGAUGAACUGCAAUGUCUAGGUGGUCCUGAUUUCUUCGAAUGGAAUGGGACCGUCCCUACGUGUAGAGAUCAAGAAACAACCACCAAUGAACCUUCAACGGAACGCACAAGAAUGACAAUAACACCUGCCACCCGUAAAGUUACAAGGAGUGAUGAACAAGAUUCAGAUGACAAGAACAUGGACAUGAACAUGAAUAGCUCCGGCGGCUCACAAUCUGCAUCUGUUCCGAUAGGAGCGUCUGCAGGGUCUGCUGGGAUUGUUGCAGUCUCGGCAGCCUCUAUAGCUGCGUACAUCAAUAAAAAGAGAAAAGCAGGGUCUAAAUCCAAGAGCGUUCCGAACAACGAAGAGCCGAGUGAGAAUUCAGUCACCGAAGUGACCGAACCAGCCGAUGAUGUCCGAAAGGAUCCGAAACAGUCCGAACUCGAUCAAAGUUCACCGAAUGAUACACCUCACUCUGGACUCAUAGAAAAUGACUACAAAGUUUUCGAUGAUUCAUCACAUGAUAACCCUGCAUUCGACGACGACAUUCUGCAAUUCACAACGAUUACGAUCUACCAUGAAAUAAUCCCGUAUCCAUUCCCCAUCGGUCAUGAACAUAGCGGUGAACACCAAGAAGCCGGAGAGAUGAUUGAUAAUGUUCUGUACGAACCUGCUGAUAACCAAACGAUACAGACGGGUUUUGCAAUUCAAAACUGCUCUGACAUAACACAAGAUUCUGUCGAUAUCCAUUACUCAGACGUUGAAUUAUAGUCCAAUUUCAGACACGGGACCAAGAUAGUGCGACAUCCACCCACAACCUGCCCAUUCUCCGCCGCGAAGCAAUGUAGAUGAUAACGACGCUGGGCCUGGGCCCGGUAAAACUGACCUCGCGACUGCAUGCUGAAGGUCCAAGAAUUGAUGUCAGCACCGAAAAUACACCUGAAUAUGCGACAGUCAACGAGGGCUAUGAAUCGGAAGGAGAUUCUGACAAUUCUGCCGCUGUGGGGCAAACAUCCUUCCCAAAUUACGCUUCUGUUCAUAAAUAGCGAUAAAUAGUGAGUUCUCUCACUGGAUUUAAUGCUGAUUCUGUUCUGGAUUCAGAAUUACGCUUAUAACAAUUAUUGUAAGCACUUUAAAAUAUAUCGUACAUGUAUAAUAUAUAAUCAUGUUAACCCUAGUUAUCGCAUUCUUGUAAGUAAACAAUGUUCGGACAGCUACACGACACACUUGCUCCAGCGACAUUUGCUUCCUGGUAAUUUCCUAUAAUAAUCGAAUACCUAACUUCUACCCUGGACCCAACACUAAACCUAACAUUAACGCCAAAGGUAAACCAUAUCUAAAUUCCAUUUACAUCAUUUAAGGGACUUAUUUAUAGCCCUACUUUUGGGUCGAGAGGAGAUCAAAUGUCUUCUUUAAGGAAAUUAUGGUUUGAUGAAUUAAAAGAAAUACACGAUUUUUACCUUUUCUUGUUUAUAUGAUUACACCCUUACAAAAUUUAAAGACCACUUUGAUGAAAAUCAAUAUUUAAAGGUACUAUGUCCCAUUUGCAGGCCAAAAAAAUGAAAAAGUUAAAUUCCAACUGCAUUU